AUGACGUCAUUAAGCAGUGAGGUUCCCGUCGUGUCCGCAAUGACGUCACCGAAAGCGCCCGUUAUUACCCGUGAUGCUCUCCGCGAUAGUUCAAACGCGCGUCGUGACUUGCGUGGCGCGGCCCCGAACGCGACGCCGAGAUUGAAGCUCAUCGCUGACUCGGCCACCUUCAACCCCGUCUACUCAACACCAUCUCGCCUCCCACAAAACUUCGGCGCGAUGGAUCCCUUCACACAGAAGUUGCUGGAGCGCACGCGCGCACGCCGCGAGCUACUACAGCAGAAAAUGAGUGAGCGGCCAAGCCCCAGCAAGAGGCUGCGUGAGCCUCUGACCGAUGCCAACAUGCGAGGCGGUACCCUGACUCCCCUCACGACCCAGGAGCCCCCUCGCGGAAAGAGCAAUCAAGUCGGAGCCAGCAUCCCAUCGCCCUCCAAGCGUCUGUGUGCGGGGGACGCGACACUGGAAGGGGGGAGCUCCCCGGCCCCAAGGAGCCAGAGCCUGGAUUCGCGCAGGGUAGAGCGUUUGGUGAAGGCGGACACGCCUGCCAUCGCGUCGGUGCGAUCGCGGCUACGCAACCUCUCCCAACAGAUUGGAGACGAUGAAGAGUCGUCGGAGAACUGGCCCGGCCCCGUGAGCCCCACACGGGGCCCUCGCGCUCGUCUUGACGUGCGCCCAUCGCCCGUGCGCCGCGUGGGUCCCGCCGCCCUCGCCCAGCGCAUCUCGUCGUGGGAGGGCCAUUCGGCCUCCCCGCCUACAACCGGAGGGCCACUGCUGCCACCACCUACACAACCACACAGGGCAGUCGGCACCACCGCCCACCAAGAGGUGGAUGUUCUGCUUGUGGCGCACUCCACUAAGGUCGUCUUCCCGGAAGCGAUGACCACCGAGACCCCGCCACUAGCCGCUUCUGCAGAUGAUCGCUGUGAAAACAAUUUGCCGGCUGUCCUUCCCGGAGACUAUGCCCCAGCAACAGGGCUGUCCGAGAGACAACUGCGGACCCAGGCCGCCCUGGCGAAGCUGAGGGAGCUGAGAGAAAAGGACCCGGUCGCCCUCCGCCAGCGUAUCCAGGAAUGCAGCGUGGGGGCAUCGAUCACAGAGCUCGCUGGCACAGAUGAUGAAUGGCGCUCGGCAGAGGAUGACGGUGCUCCAAUCUUCCUGCAUAUUGCUUCGCCACCACUGAAGGUCACGGGUCAAAAUGAUGACCAAGAAGUAAACCCCGUGGAUUGGUCUGAUGGUGGCAAGGAGGAAGUGGAGGGUGGCGGCAGUGAUGGUGUGGAGGAGACGAGCUGCUUGCCGGCGAUCGAUCAACUGCCUCAGGGAGCGUUGGUGCAAGACGGCCAGGGGUCAAGCAGCGCGGACGACGCGGUGAUGUCGCCCGCGCUGCCCACGUCACCGCCCCCGAGCGUGUCCCUGCACCAGGAGGAGAUGCGUGGCGCCGGCAUGGCAGAGGGGAAGCACACGGCCGAGGACACUGGACUCCCCUACAGCGUGGACGCCUACCGCACCCAACGCCGUGCCGCACAGCCGCCCAAGCCGCCGCGCUCGAUGCCGUUCCUGCAUGGUGACCAGAAGCCCCCGCCUGCAGCGCAACAUCAGUGGCAGCAGGGCCAGGCCACCAAGGAGAGGGUGAAGCUGCUGAACGGAGAGAUUACGUCGCAGCAGAGGAUCAUCCAGCAGGCGAGCCAGGCCCUCAACUGCUGCGUGGACGAGGACCACGGCAAGGGCUCCGUGGAGGAGGCAGAGGCCGAGAGGCUGCUGCUCAUCAGCACUGAGAAGCGGCUGGCUCUGCUCAACGAGCUCAACGACCUCAAGGGGCAGCAGGCACCCGGGGACGGGCAACAGCAGCCUGUCUGGAGCGACGCUCGGACAGCACCGUCGAAGGCAGAGGUCUGCCGUGGCACCGUGCUGGUGUCCAACGUCUGCCUGCCGCUCAAGGCAGACUUUGUGUGCUCCCUGGCAAGCAAACCGGAUCGCUGCAACUACUACUUCUUCGUGCUGUUCCGUCAUGGCUCCACAGACGUGGUGGCCACGCCGCUGGCGUCUACGCUCCACAGCAUGGACGGGGACUCGCUCGCUUUCCCCACCAAGUUCUCGCUGGAAGGUGUUCAGAGUGAUUUUGAAAUCGACGUGGAAGUCUACAGCCUGGCCCAAAGGAGAGAUGGAGACCCCUCGGAUAAGAGACGCCGCUCGACCAAGUCAAAGGUCAUGACUCCUAAAAAGCUACUUACUUCCAUCACUAGGAAUCAUCCGUACUCUCCAGCCAUGAGCAGUGCGGGCGGACCCAACGCAGUGCGCGUGAGCAACUUCUCUCUCGUCGGCUCGCACAAGAUCACGCGCGCCUCGCUCGGCGCCUCCAGGUUUCUCUUGGACAAGAUGAAGUUUGAUGGGAAGGUCAGACACCUGCUGGGAGAUGAGUUUCAAGAGAAGGUGCCGUUCCUGUCGCCCUUGGAGGGGCCGAUCUUUUUGAAGGUCGAGUGCCGAGCGGCGUCGGCUGUUGAACACCGCGGCUUCCUGACGGUGUUUGAGGACGUGGGUGGUCUGGGCGCCUGGCACCGCCGCUGGUUCGUGCUCGCGGGGACACGACUCAGCUACUGGACGUACCCCGACGACGAGCGAAGCAAGGAGGCGCUGGGUCAGGUCGGGCUGGCGGAGGUGGAGGAGCCUCGCGUGGGGCCGGCGAGCCGCGAGGCGUGCGCACGCCCCAACACGCUGGAGCUGAGGACGGCGCGCGCAGCACGCCCACAUGACUGCCAGACGCUCGUGCGCAAACGGAAGGACGCGCUGCUGGUCUCCCGGUACUGGUUGUCGGCCGACACAAAGGAGGAGCGCGACUUGUGGAUGAACAAAGUGAACCAGGUGCUGCUUGACCUGCGCACCUGGCAGCCACGGAGCUCUUGCAAGCCCUAAGGGUCCCCAAAAGCUGCUCGCACUCCUAUGCAUUCGCACGUCUCGCAUGUUCACAGUUACAAUAUACUGGCUUUAUACAACUUCUAAAUGCGACCACAUCUCAAUACGCUUAACAAGAAUAGUGGGAAUACUUUUUUUGUAGAGCGAGGCGCAGUCGGUCUAAGAGCAGAGGAAAUAUGAAGGUUUUGAGCGUGGACUUGAGCAGUGGCAGGUAGUGGAUAGCACAGAUGGAUGGGGGAGAAGGAAGUUCCAGCUACACUCACUCCACGGUUAGUCUCCCUUCUACGACUCCUGUCUCCAUGUGCCUUCUCGUACAUGAACACACUCCCGCUCUUCUUUGAUUUGAGCUUUUGUGAGGUCAGCGCUGGUCACUUUUGUGCUCGUUAGAGCUGUGUUCAAGCUGACCUGUUGAGCAGCAACUGCCUAGGUUGUGGCUGAUAUUGCCACCGUGCUGUUAUUUUCCGCCAAGCAUACAAACUUCACAGGGAGAAUUCGCUAUGUGGAAAGCUAUGGUUACCGGCUUGGUAUUUUGCAUGGCCAGUUUUUCCGUUUUUAGAUGACGGUUUCAGAAUCUGAGUUACUCAAUACUCCUAAUUGCUGCAUGUGCAGUGUGCAACACUUUAUACUCAUGUACUGAAUUUAGCUGCUGUUAUAAUAUGUACUUUUGGCAAUGUUACGGCUGCAGUGGCUCCUCAAACUUGAGCCACUGAAAUAGCGCACCUCGUAGUGCUAACACAUUGUAGCCUAAUGUCCCAUAGGGGACGAAGAUGAGUAAGUAGUGAUAACACUAAGUAUAUAGAAGGAUUCUGCAUGCAAGCAGCAAUUCACUAAACACUACGUACUGCCUUUUAAAAUGUAAACGCAAUACUCGGUGCACAUAUCUGUAGUGCUAAAGCAGCUGCCUAGUCAUAGCAACAAAAUUGGCCCCACCUUUAGCAGACGAUACCUGGUGCGAAGCUUUUGAAUGAUUCACUUGCAAGCCAGUUCCUAGGAUGUUACCUUCACAUGCCAUACAUACUUGCCUUUGCAAUGAACGUUAUUACCACACUUGAAUACAGCAAUACUGUCCAAGAUGAGGUGUAAUGCAUUGAUAAGGUUUGUGUAUCUCCUGCUGUAGUUGGUCCAUGUUGACAGCUGUGUUACCUUUGGACAGUUAAAAGGGCCAGAUGCCGCAUUUGGUCCUUUACGGUAACUUAAUGGACGCACCACAGCAUUGGCCAAAGUUCAUUGUGAACGCCAAAAAUGAGGAUUCCAAAUGUGAAAGCGUAACGACUACAGGGGUAGGUCACACGGCUUGGGAGCGUAGCACUACACCUGAUGCUCACGUCAACCUUAAUGCUUAAUUUUUUUCACCUUUUGAUUCGCUAUUGUCGGUGUACAGACACGACCUGGUGGUUAGACUGAGAAAACAAGGGCAGGUAAUGUGCACACGACGCGAGUUAGUGUAGCUUGGGCCCAGUGAGCUGCCAAACUCUCAUCACCCAGCACUUUAUGAGCAAUGUCUUGCCUUUUAAUUCUUCAGUCUUGCGCACAACCAGUCCAGUCAGCAGCUCCAAAUGGAGGCCAUUUAAACGACAGCUAUUGGGGUUUGUGAGCAUGAUACCCUGGGCAGCCAUGGCCGUGUGCGUUGUAUGUAUGUUGAAUUUAUUUUUCACCAUACGCAGCCAACCAUGCUAAUCGGAGGUGCAAAUAUUUUGAUUAAAUCGACACAGCGGCCAUGAAUGUGAGCGCUCAGGCCACUGAACGGUCAAGUUGGUGGAACACAGAAACUUUUUGUGACACCGGUUGAGGGGGUGCCUGCAGGAGGCAGUACACCAAGUAGGGUUCCUGACAUGCCAUCCGUGUAACACAGUUUGAGUGGAAUUCAAGUUUCCUCCAGCAAAUGAGAAUAAAGUGGCUCUCGCAUCACACGCAGGACCCUCGUGAGAAUUAUUCUUAAGACUCGGGAGAGGUUUCCUGAAAAUGUUCUUCAAAUUAUAUUUCCUUUUGUUGAGUAGAACUGCCAUUUCAUGUGCAGGCACCCUAUUCCCUUCUCUUAACACCUCCGUAGAUGUUUGUCCCCUGUGUAGGGGUGUUAGAGAGAGAGCCCGUUAUGCAUGGCAGCCUAUGGCAAACAAACACAGUGGGCGGGGCUACGUAAGUGCACGGGGAGGUGCCCUCUACGACGUCCGAGCCAGGCACCCUGGGGGGGGGCUGGUUCGAACGUUAUGAUCCCCCGGGGCCCCACCCCUCAGCGAGGGGUUGGGUAUAAAAGGGGAUGUAUCAAAGGGCUCGGCAGUUAUGUUAAAAGCUAACCAGAGAAGACUGAAGACGUCUUAGAUAGAGCCCUGGACUCCCCUGGUUCGCUGUCCUUAUCAGGGCCGAACAAGACAGAGCCAGCGGCCGUGGUCCCGAAAGCCAGAGCCGGUGCUCUUGUAAGAGCUGGUCUGGGACUCCGGGUACCGGGCCCGACUUACCAGUGUCGGGCCAGAUAGCCUCCCCUAGCCCAUUAGUGGAGGACUAAGAGGCAGGCUAGGAGUAGCUAGGACGUGUAUCCUCAGCUAGUCGGGUGAGGGGGCCAAUACCCCCUCCAGUGCUGUAUGCCACGAACGUGCUGUGUCAAAUAAACCCGUGUGCCUCCAACUCCGGUGUCCAAGAGUCGUGAAAGCUACUACACCUGUAUAGGAGACGAGAGAUGAGAAAGCAAUCUUCACUUAAACAAGACCAGUCAUAUGUUUGUGAACGUCUUUAAAGGUCCUGAUCCAGCACUUUCAAGCAUCCAUGGUCAAUCCAAGGAGUACCAUGACCAGUGAGUGCCAGGGAAGCGAGCUGUUGUGCUAUGGAGAGAAUGCUGCCAGCAAAGCGAUGUGGUAGUUCCACCAAUUGCUGCGGAAUACUUGGCCAGUAUUGUUUGAAGAUGUUUUAGUGUGUGUAGGAAUUAACUAAUCGCUAGAGACCUUUCAUAUUUACAUGCUCGUGAAAUUCAAGACUGAUUAUUAUCAACGGUUCAUCGUGGUAUAUUUGGAGUAGGUAACAACUGCUUUCACGUGUAUUUUCAUGCAAAUAAUUGAUUUUUAUAUAAAUUAUAUCUUGCAUUUAAUGGAAAUAAAUAUUUUAACAUUGGUCUUAACCCUGGAACGUAGAUGUAGAUUCAACUAAUCAAUGUGCCUUGUUUUAAAAUUCAGUUGAUAAAAUGAUUGUACCGUAUAAACGUGCUUAUUUGAGUCGUGAAUUGUACUCAACUCAAUAAGCAAUGGUAACAAAAAUAUAUCGGCUAUAAAGACGGACUUGUAUUAAGCCUGUACUGUCUUCAACAACACUCCUGAGCGCCAGACCUCGCGGAACUUUCCUCUGCAUCGCCACCAACGACGACAACCGCCAUUUGCCACGAAGUGGUGGUGACGUCCCACGACGCUUAUGCCAGGCUAUGUGCACUGAGGGCCACGUUAAGUGUCGAACGCCCCCUGGUAGGUCACGGGACAGACCCAGGUGCCAUGGGUUGAUAAACUUUCCUCUGCAUCACCACCACGGCUCGCGAGCACGCAUUGUGCACUGGAGUGCACUCCCAGUGCAGACCGAGCCCACGACUUACCUUCCACGGCCCUGGCGAUUGGAAGGGUUUUGAAAUCAUAACUGGCGUUUAGUGGAUAUAUGGUCUCAAAUCAUAAUCCCAAGGCAGAUAUUUCACGAGUUGGUCCCAACCGCUUGAGGUUGCAAAUAAAUGUUAAUUGUGGGUUUUUGGAAAGGUCUAUAGCCGCCAGGCAUAGAACAAUUCACCUACCUCCACCAAUUUGUUACAAAAACUUUGUAUUCAGGAAUAUUUUAAUGAUUGCUUGCACCGUAUUUGCAAUGUCAUUAUAUUACCUUGUUCUGUCUGACGUACCAUUAGCCAAUGUAAAAUCAUUUUUUGUGAGCGUAAGAAUAUAUUUUAGUUAAUAAAUCUUGACAUGCUUAUUUGCUGCCUGAUGUUCGGAUAGUCACCCUAUGAAGACCAUCCCAAGAAAGGAUAUUGGCACUGCUAAAGUGUUGACACCUCAGGUGGUCCAAGCUUUUUUCUCUGGCUUGUGUUAAAGUAUGUGAACAUCGAUGUCAUUGGCUAGUGUAGUUUUGAUUUAAUGGUUGUAGAACUGGAAAUGUGUAUCUAGUUUUUCUCCCAGAGCAUAAGCGCCUCUGCUGGGCGGGCAGUGGUUGCCAUGUGAGAGGGUGGCGGUUCCUUGGUGGUGGUGUUGUUCACGACUUGUGGAUCGUGCGGUCCAUUUAGAUGCCCAGGACUUGUCACCGGGCAGCACGAUCCACCGUGACUUAUAAUAUUGUCUCUCGUCACAGUAGGAAACCUUGGAUGCUGAACAUUUGUACUGUUAGUUAUACUAUGUUUUACCACACAUGCCUUGUUUAUUUUUCUUAUGGUCGCGUUUGCGUCGCUAUUGGGGUCAUGUAUGUGUCUGGCGCAAAAUAAUCUGAUGGGUAAAUCGAGGUCUUAUCAAGAGAUCGGUUUGCACUUCAUUGAAACGACAUCUGUUUCUCAUGGUCACUAACAAGUGAACAGUUAUGAAAGCACAUUUCACAUGAAUCUUGAUGCCCCCCUUUUGCACGUCACUGUUGCCAAACGGUGCCAACGUGAGCAUCUCCCUCGAGCUCUGAGUUGGCACUGUUUGGAGUCUGAAUGUAUGGAUUGAAUCUCUCGGUUGUAGUUUUCCUUUCUCCUGUUAGAAUUUGCAGAAUUGUCACUUUAGACGAGCAAAACUCGUACUGAAUGUCUAUUUGUGUUUGUUUUUAAUUCAAACUCUUUGGUCUAUAGUUGCAACCGUAUUGCCUUGGUCUCUUUUUAAUGUAUAAUUUCUGUUCAUAGGUAUGUGGUAACUUUUA
Messenger RNA from Lethenteron reissneri (Far Eastern brook lamprey), 7752 nucleotides. RefSeq names its product anillin-like. The record is from RefSeq and is a predicted model, not a curated record. Lineage: Eukaryota; Metazoa; Chordata; Hyperoartia; Petromyzontiformes; Petromyzontidae. Gene Ontology annotation, cellular component: actomyosin contractile ring. Gene Ontology annotation, biological process: septin ring organization; mitotic cytokinesis; actomyosin contractile ring assembly.